Messenger RNA from Pedinophyceae sp. YPF-701, 6129 nucleotides. The record is from the annotation of a GenBank genome assembly. Lineage: Eukaryota; Viridiplantae; Chlorophyta; Pedinophyceae.
AUGUCGCGGCCCUCGAUGGAUGGGUCCAGCAUGGACCGGUCGUCAUUGAGGGGCGACGAAAUGGCGCCGGGAGAGAGCGUCGCAAAGCGUCUCGGGGGCAAGGAGCGCAAGAGCGUCAAGGAGGCCGUGUUCGGCGUCCUCUUCACCCUCUCCAAGGAGAAGUACAACACCAGCUGGAAGUUCGCCCUCGCCGACGUGUUCCUGAACUGGAUCCAGCUGAUGCUCCUCGUGCUAUCAGGGGUCUUCCCGUGGGACCUGGGCGGCUUCGGGAAGGUCGCGAACGACCUCGGCGUGCCUGAGCUGCUCAGGAGCGGCGGGUACGACGUCUUCUGCGCGGUGUUUUACAUCCUCUUCGCCGUCCUGGCCUUCUCCCUCUCCCUGUGCAUCUACGUCGCACAGAACUUCCUGACGGACAGGUUCCCGUACGUGUGGCCGAUCAAGGUCCUGCGCUUCGUCGUCUCGAUCUUCUUCCGCACGUUCUACAUCACGGUGCUCAACGUGUUCGCGGUCGGGCCCGACUGCCGCUCGGUCGACGGCAAGCUCGUGUCCGACCUGUUCCCGGACAAGGAGUGCAUCGGGUUCCCGCACGGCCUCGCGGCGGUGCUCGCGGUGCUCGCGGGCGUCGCGGGCGGCGUCAUCUCGUUCCUCAUGUCCGUCGCGGAGUCGAGCCUGGACCCCAUGUCGGAGGAGCUCAUCGGGUCGCCCGACUCGGUGGCCGACGUCAGGUUCUUCUCCAUCAUCACCGUCAUCACCGUGCUCUCCGUCUUCCUCGACCACAACAUCAAGGCCUUCUCCAUCGUCAUGCUCAUCGCGUCGCUCGCCUUCAUGUACUUGCUGUACCGCAAGGUGCCGUACUACAACAAGUGGAUCAACGCGCUGCAGGCGGGCCUGUACGGCACGCUGCUGUGGACCUCGGUCUGCCUCGUGCUCGUCGUGUUCCUGCCGGAGAACAACACGCCGCUCACGCAGACCAUGUACGGCGGCUUCGUCCCUGCGUUCUUCUUCUUCGCGGGAAUGAUGGUGCUGCGCAUCCGCAUGUUCGAGAAGGUCUCGCGGCUCUACCACGAGCAGGGCGAGGCUGCGAGCCACGCGUUCGUGGACGAGUGGUCCGUGGAGAUGGCGUCGCGGUGCAUGCGCUGGCGCGACCAGUACGGCAACGUGCAGGACGAGUGGGUGGACGCCUCGGACACCAUCAUCCGCGCCGGCAUGGAGCAGUUCCCGAACAACUCGUACCUCACCCUGCUCUACUCGAACUUCCUCGCCAACGCGCGCAAGUCCCCCGGGGCGUCCCUGGCGCAGCUGGCCAACGCCAAGCGGCUGGCGAGCACCAUGCCGAUGGGCGAGCAGUUCCAGCUGUUCGUGCGCGACCGCGAGACGAAGCAGCGCGACAAGGGCGGCGGCGCGGGCGCGACGAUGGACCUCGUGUCGUACGUGGAGUUCCAGAACAACUUCACCAACCUCCUCGCCUGGCACACGGGCGCGCUGCAGUCGGUCCGGAACUUCUGGCGCAACCUCCUGCGCACGGACCUGACGUUCCGGACGCUCUCGCGCUCCUUCGAGAGCCUCGCGAUGUCCGCGGACCGCGCCGAGAAGGCGUACAAGAGCAUGCUCGAGCGGUACCCCAAGAACGUCAAGCUGCUGCGGUCGUACGGCAAGUUCUGCGAGGACCUCAAGAACGACCCGUGGCGCGCCGCGCGGUACUACGGCGAGGCCGACAAGAUCGAGGACAUCCAGGCGGAGGCGCAGCGCGACGCGGUGUUCGGUGCCGGCAUGGACGAGGGCGACGCAGCCAACUCGCGCGUGGACGACACGCAGGACGCGGUCGUGGUGAUCAGCGACACGGGCAUCAUCCAGAUGGCCAACCGCAUCAUGAACAAGAUGUUCGGCUACAAGGUCGGCGAGCUCGAGGGCAUGAACGUCAGCGCGCUGAUGCCGCAGCCCUUCUCCGGGCAGCACAACUCCUUCCUGCGCAACUACAAGCUCACCGGCCGCUCGAAGGUCAUCGGGAAGGUCCGGGAGGUCAUCGGCCUGCACAGCGACGGCAGCGUGAUGCCCCUGCGCCUCGCGGUGUCCAAGGCACCCCAAGCCGACGCGGCCGACUCGUUCAUGGGCGUGCUGCGGCCCGUGGAGGACGACCUGUCGUGCGGCACGGCGUGGAUUAUGGCGAACGGCACGAUCCUGGCCACGAACCGCGGCUUCGCGGACAACUUCGGGUACGGCCCGCGGGAGACGGUGGGCAAGUCGAUCUACGUCUUUUCCGACGCCAACUCAGACUGGGACUCGGAGCUCUCGCGCAUCGCGGACGCCGCGGCGGGCAUCGGCGACGACGACGACGCUGCGCUGAAUGCCGCGCGCUUCGAGUUCACCGCGGGGAUUCAGCACAAGUACGCCGGGCUGGAUGUGCCGGCCAAGGUCGUGGUCACGCUGGCCGGGACGCGCGCGCAGCGCAUCCUCGUGGUGCACCUGUACCCGCAGCAGACGAAGGACGGCAUCCUCGUGUUCAACCAGCUCGGCGAGUGCGUGUAUGCCAACGCCAGCGCGGAGGCCAUCAUCGAGUACAAGCCCGGGACGCUCGUGCGGAACGAGGCGAAGAUCUCGAAGAUCCUCCCCGAGCCGUACGGGCAGAUCCACAUGCGCUGCCUGCGCCGGCUCGGGCAGCUGAGCGCCACCACGGCGCCGUGCUUCAGCGGCCGCCCAACGGUGCUCAAGGGCAAGAACAGCAAGAACGUCCCGGUGACUCUGAAGUGGAAGCCGAUGCGCGACGGAGAGCACAGCGUGCUCGUCGCGGUCGUGUCCAAGCUCCCCGCGCUCCCCACGGGGCUCUGGACCUCGGGCAGCUGGGACGAGCCGAUCAACCGCCCCAUGCGCCUGCGCCUGCUGGUCACCGAGGAGGGCGAGAUCGCGGCGGGCUUCGGCGGCCAGGGGUACCAGUUCAAGGUGCCCGGCGCCGUGCUCGGCGUCAACGAGGCCGACUUGCGCGGCGAGUCCCUGCACAACUACAUCGAUGUCGUGGCGGCGGCGGUCAAGAACGCGCAGCUCUACGGCGACAUCGACCCCAAGUCGGUCGUCGGGCCCUUCCUGCGCAACCUCCUGCGCAAGUCGCAGGAGCUCGGCCUGCUCGCGUGGAGGAUGACGUUCCUGCCGGAGGGUUCCCUCGAGCCCACAGCGCUGGGCGUCCUGGGCAUCAACGUCUGCAUGACGGUGAAGCGCGUGGGCGAGAGCAGCGUCGCCGUGAACCAACUCGAGGACCUGUCGCCAGACCACGCGACCGAGCUGUCGGCCGGCCGCGGUUACUGCAUCGACCUGUGGCGUACGGACCUGCUCGAGGGGGUCAUCCAGGCGGAUAAGGGCUUCGUCAUUCGCGGCGCGAACCUGCACGCGCAGCUGCUCUUCGGGUGGCACUCGAGUGCGAUGUUCGGGAAGCCGGUGGACCACCUCCUGCCGCAGGGCGCGUCGAGCGCGGGGCCCAUCCGCGCCGCAGCGACCGGGCAGCGCGUGGCCAACGCGGAGCUCGCGCACGCGGACGGCGGCAGGCUCACGUGCUCCGUCGACGGAGCGCCCAAAUCGGCCAGCAAGCGCAAGUUCGGCGUCCUCGUCCGCGCCGGGCCGCAGCCUGGCGACACCAUGGACGCCGCGGUGUGUCUGCGCCGCAUCGAGGCGCUCUUCGCGAAGGAGGGCGCCGCGCGCAUGACCGACGCGGGCAACGCCGGCGCGCCGCGCGCUGGCGGCGGCGUGCGCUUCGCGGAAAACCUGGAGGAGAGGUUCUCCAUUGCCGCGAGCAGCAUGGCCGAGGACGCCGGCGAACCCGCCGACGACGACGACGCGGAGCUCGCCGAGGAGGAGGACGACCGCGACAACGCGUUGGUCGAGGUCGACAACGCGAGCGAGGGCGGGGAAUCGUCUGCGGCGUCGUCGGCGGAGGAGGAGGAGGCGGAGGCGGCGCUCGCGGCGGACUUCCGGCGCGCGAAGCGCUUCCAGCGCCUGAACCGCCUCCUGCGCAACUCCCGCGUCAAGUACCUGUCGAUGUUGCUGCGCCGGCGGGCCAAGCAGCUGCUCCUGGGGCUGCUGGUGGUCACCGUUGCGCUCUUCGCGACGACGAUGGCGGUCGCGGAGAGCUACAAGGGGUCGUUCCUGCUCGUCCUCGACGCCGUCAAGAUCGGCGAGCAGAUCGAGUUCAUGGUCACGUACUCCAAGGCGCUGCAGGCCAAUGCUGACGGCGAGGGGUACGUCGGGCAGGACGAUGUCCGCGACCAGUACAGAGGCCGCCUGGCCGACGCGAUCGACGCAUUUAACAGCCGCGCCCGGGCCGCGUACGUCGAGCCCCGCCUGCGCAAAGAGCUCAUUCAGGACGUCAAGGACGUGUUCGAGGUGCCGUCGCUCCCGGUGGUCUUCUACACCGACGAGAACGUGGACCCGCAGGGCGACCCGUACGACCCCAACCUGCCGCUGCUGACGAACACGACGCGCACGCUCGGGUACCUCGGUCUGUACCAGCUCUACCUCUCGUCGGCGGCACAGGUGCUGUACCCUGGGCCGCGAAUCGCGUCGACGUCGGGCGGCUCGGGAGGUGCGGUUCCGAUGUCGAAGAGCAUUUACUUCAAUUUCGUGCAAGAGAACGUCCACAAAGGCAUGGAAAGCGGCUUCUUCGAGUUCGAGGAUGCGCAGAAACAGGACCUCAAUGCACGCAAGCAGAUCGUCCAGACGGUGCUGCUGGUCUCCGCGGUCGUGAUCGGGGUCGCCCUGGUGCCGUUCGUCGCCAUCUCGCUGCUCGUGCUCACCCUCAAGCUCUCCGGGUCGCGUGGGAAGCUCCUGGGCAUCUUCCUGGCCGUUCCGCGGCCCGUGCUGAUCGGGCUCGCGGCGCGCGACCUGGAUCUCGAGGACGUUGAGGAGGGCGAGGACAAGGACGCGUGGCAGCGCAGCACGCUCACGGACGUCGAGAAGCGCCAGAUGGCCCAGCAGCGCAGCAAGCAGAAGAAGAAGCGCCGCGCGUCGGGCCCGAUGGGCGUGGCCCUCAACUUCUUGCGGACGUCUCGCGAGCUCAAGGUCAGCAACUGGCGCAACAUCCUGAAGGUCUGUCUGCCGAUGGUCGGGCUCGGCGCCCUCCACCUCGGGCUGCACCUCGGGGCGCGGGACAUGCUCGACACGAUUGACAGCAACACGUCCGGCAUGAUUUUCGCGGAGGACAUGCUCAAGUCGGCCGCGCGCGUGAUCCACGAGGCCCAGGAGCUCGUUCUGCUGGACCCCACGGAGCCCGGCACCGACCUCCCCGGCGGCCCCCGCUUCGAGGAGCGCAAGGGAAUGAACGCGUCCAUCCUGGCGUUCGAGGCCAGCUUCGACGACAUCGUCUUCGGGAACAGCGCGAGGGGCCUCGACGGCAACAUCGUGGGCAGCGCGGAGUUCCACGACCUGCUCUUCGGGACGGACACGUGCCUGCGCUCAAACGAGACGGCGUGCCUGACCAAGGACCACCCGUACUACGACCAGCUCAACAACGGCCUCGACGUGGCCGUGCGCGAGUUCGUCCAGGCGGCCAAGCUGCUCGACACCUCCCCUCUCUUGGAGACGGACCCCAACGAGCGGCUGGCGAACCCCCUCUUUGCAUUCUUGAUCGAAGCCGAGUACUUCGACAUCCGCGGGGGGCUCGACAAGCUCUCGGUGACCUUCGAGAAGCGCGCCGAGGACCAGGUCCUUCUCGUCGAGGUCCUCGAGGGCCUCCUGGUCGCGAUCACGAUCGUGUGGGUGCUGGCGUACCACCGCCUGCUCGCGCCGUACACGCAGCUGGCGGACGAGGAGCUCAUCUACGCGUCCGAGCUGUUCUCGCAGCUGCCGGAGGAGAUGAACGUGGUCGAGCACAUCGUGACCAUCGCGGAGAUGGAGACAACGGGCGGCGUCGGCGUGCAGGAGCCGUUGCGUGCGCGCAUUGUGCGUCGGGUGAAAUACGCGGCCGUGCGCGCGGCGCUCGGGACCGAGCUCUACGCCGAGGUAGUCGAGGACAUCCGUGCGAAGGAGGUGGAGAUGGCGGAAGCCGAGGCCAACGAGCUGCUCGGGCUGGGUGCGCGCUGGGCGCCCUCGUCCGCUGCGCCCACUGGCAAGUACGGCCGCAAGCCCGCCAAGGUCACCGUCAAGUGA